GAGAAAUCACAUAUCGCAAUUACACUUAAAAAGAAAAUGGUGUCGAAAUGACGAAUCGCAUUAUACAUGUAUCGGCUAUAUUUUUUCUAGUGCUCGUUGAUAAAGUUUUCCCUCAAGUGACACCAUGCGCGGGCGGCACGGUAGGGGUUGACCCCGCCGCUUACAGUUCCCGUACCUCUACCUAUGGUGCUAACUCUGCCUUCCUCAUCGAGGAUCCUCUCUAUCAGAUCACAUGCUGCGGUGCCAUUACGUCAUGGGAAGUUUCCACAUCCGGGUCAGGAAGAAUCACAUUACAAAUCUGGAGAAAAUUAUCUUCAAAUGUAUACCAGCUUCUAGGACAAAACGUGUUCACCGCAGGAUCGGGAACCUUUUCUCCAACUGACAGAAUAAUGGUUCAGCACGGGGAUUACAUUGGAUGGUAUAGCAGCGGACCUUCUGUUAGAUAUGAUACAGGCACUGCUAUUUUGAACAGAGUUAAGGCCACAAUGACAGCGUUACAACCCGGUGACCUUCAGGACUGGAGCACUGAGUCUCCUGAGGGCGUGUCCAGAAAUUACGCUAUUAGGGCAACAGUUUCAGCAAGCUCGGUACCUGUUUUCAGUGGUAUACCAAGUUUAGUUACUUUUCCCGAAGAGACACCACAAGACACAGUUGUCCAUUCUUUGACCAUCACGGAUGCAGAUGCUACAGACGUCAUUACACUUUACACGAAAUCUGAAACGUCAGGGUAUUUUACUGUCGAUACCACUACCUUUCGGAUAAAGACAACACAGGACCGAAUUCCCUUGGGAUCGAACUACAUAGUUGAGGUUAAGGCCAUUGACAGCUGUUACAAAGAGGCCACUGCCACGGUCACGUUCUCCGUCAGCAACACGGAUAUAACGAUGUCUUUUUCAUCGACAACAUCAUCUGUAUUUGAAAAUUCUACCAGUGAGGAAUGGUUGUCUGAUGUCAUUGUAUCAGAUCCAAUGAAUGAUUAUACGUGCUUCCUACAGACUACCAACGUUCCGUUUACAGUAAGACAGAACAACACUGGAAUUCAGAGUUUCAGUCUGUACUUGCAAAAAUGGCCACAGCUGAGCGCUUCGGUGACAUCUAGUUAUACUUUGACGUCACAAUGCACAGAUGGAGUCAACACCAAAACAGCCAUACACACCGUGUCAGUAAUUCCCAACACCAAACCCGCUAUCACUAAUCUCGGGGGUGGAGUUACUGUGACGUUAGAUGCAAGGACAGUGUUGAUUGGCCACUUUGUAUACAACGUAUCAGCUUCUGAUAACGAAGAAGACGACAUAACGUUUUCAUUGAUUUGUACUCCAUCAGGAUGCCCCUUUACCAUUUACAACAGCGGUGCCAUAUUGUUGACGUCACGCCUGAUCACCCACAGUCAAUCGUCGUACACACUUACAGUGAGCGUUAGUGAUAGCUAUACACAGACAGCAGACAGCAGCUCACUUAGCGUGUCCAUCACAAACAGGAAUACAAAUCCAACUAUUUCCAUACCGCGGCUGACUUAUGUCAACGAAAACUCUCCCUUGGGACAAUCGGUGCUGUCAUUAGCUGUCUCAGACGCGGAAUCAAACCAGCUGUCAGUACAUGGCAUAUUUACUCCUGCCAACGGAAUGAAGUAUUUUGAUAUUAAUCCAGCAAAUGGGGUUGUAACAACAUCAACAGUACAUUAUAUCGACUACGACAUACUAUCAACAAAAGACAUCGUUCUAGUGGUCUGCACGUCGGACGGCAUUGCUGCCUCCUCUCAGACGGGGACCAUAAGAAUUGUCAAUAUCAACGAACCUUGUUAUUUUACAGAGGAUUACUAUAGCAUUAUCAGGGAGGAGGGCAAUAGCCAAUCUACAUUUCCUCUUCCGGAAUACAACGUAAUAGAUCCUGACAACGGUGAAACGUUCACAUUUCAGAAAACGUGUGGUAAUCCAUACGACAACAAGGUCUCAAUCAACACCAACACAGGACAAUUUUCUUUUCUUGGAGAUUAUGAUCUAGAUAUUCCAGGAACGGUCACAACUUUCAACUGCACCCUUACCGUGACAGAUUCCGGCGGAAAUACAGACACUACUAUUGUGGGCGUGUUUGUUCUAUAUAAAAACGAGUUUGCACCAACUUUCUCGGUAUCGUCCGUAACUUUGACUCUCCAGUCUCACGAGCUGAUUGGCUCAAUAUUGACAAACUUCACUGCGCAUGACAGUGAUCUUUCCUCGCAUGAUGAUGGAAAAUUUUAUUAUAGUUUAGACCAAUCUUCUAACUCGGGUGAAUAUUUUGGAAUUAUGACAAACGGUAGUAUCUACAUAAAAGAAGAUUUAUCACCUUUGUAUCUGGGAAGAACAUUAUCAUUAACCCUAACAGCAAAGGAUUACGGAAGUCCCAGUCGACAAAGUUCUGUAGCGAUUACAGUCCAGAUUCCCCUAUCGACUACCAUUACAAACAUAUCACCUACAGAGAGAGCCUUACAGUUUGAAAAUAACACGGGGAACUCAGUUAUACUAGCUCUAGCUGCAUUCUUAUCUGUAGGAAUGUUUAGUACAAUCGUGUACAUAAUUCAUAAAUAUACAUUACGAGGGAAACAGAUUUGCAAAACGAAAAAUACACAACAACUUUCUACAUCUCGAACACCAAAACUUAGAAAUUCUCGCAAAAAGUCUAUAAAUAGCAACGAUAUCAAAGAUAACAGGAAUGUAAAGACAACGGAAGGUCUAUGGGUACAUUGCUGUAAUGGCCUGCAAAAUCUUUUGCGAAACCGAGAAAUGUUCUUCUUCCAUUCCAUGAUUGUGUAAAAGGACGAGCAGAGGAAUGAUUCAAAAAUAUAUGGCAGGAUUGAGAAUCUAACCCAUGACCCGUAGUCUGGUACUCUACCCACUGAUCAAUCCAUGCUGAUGGUCCAUCUGCUACAUUGAUGUCAUCUUAUAUAUUUAUUUAUUCAUUUAUAUCAUAUGGACAUGACAGUAAAAUAAAAAAAAGUUUGAUAUUCAGCAAAAUAGAAUUUGUUACAAUACAUGUUUAAGAAAUUAAGUACAUGUACAUGCAUUGUUAUGCAUACAAUUAUGUACAUGUAAUUAUAUUUGUUAAUAGAUAAAUUUUUAGAUGAAUUUUCAUUUUGUUAUUGAUAUUAACAUGUACAUGUAUUACUUCCAUUUCUAGAAUGAUUUUAACAUCUUGAUAUUAAAAAGAUGACAUAAUAAAUAAAUCUUAAAUAUUUGUCAACAAA
Messenger RNA from Ostrea edulis (European flat oyster), 3220 nucleotides. RefSeq names its product protocadherin Fat 4-like. Gene Ontology annotation, biological process: homophilic cell-cell adhesion. Gene Ontology annotation, cellular component: membrane. The transcript has 16 exons. The coding region runs from base 48 to 2789 and encodes 913 amino acids. Gene Ontology annotation, molecular function: calcium ion binding. Lineage: Eukaryota; Metazoa; Mollusca; Bivalvia; Ostreida; Ostreidae. The record is from RefSeq and is a predicted model, not a curated record.